AUGGCGACCGAGGACGAGCGCUACCGGCAGUCGACCCAGUUCCGGCUCUGGUCCUUCUCGCCGGCCCAGUUAGCCGAGCUGCGCGCCAAAACAAACAGCCUCGCCAGGCAGAACAUCUCGGACCGCCUCGCCUCGUCGACGGCAUCCUCCUCUACCGUCGCAUCGGCGAACCCCUCCGGCUCCAACACCCCAAUACCCGGGGCAAACACCUCGACUCCUGCCACCGACCCGUCACAAGUCAGCGCAGCCGCCGCGCCCGCAGAUGUCCCGACCGAGUCCACCUCCAUCAACAAGCCCCCACUGCCCGAGUUCCUCACGCCCGCCGAGGAGGAGCAACUCCUGCGCUUCUAUACCGUCGAGUGCCUGCGCGCCGCCGAGUUCUGCCAGCUGCCCACCGAGAUUCGCGCCACGUCGGUCAUCUUCCUACGCCGCUUCUUUGUCACACACAGCAUCAUGACAUAUCCACCGACCAAGAUGCUCAAGACGUGCCUCUUCUACGGCUCAAAGGCCGAGAACUCGUACCCCCGUGUCAACAGCUUUGCAGAGAAGUUUCCCAAUACUACUGGCGAGGAAAUAUUGGCUGGAGAGUUCUUGCUGUGUCAGGGGCUCAGGUUUGCCUUUGAUGUCAGGCAUCCCUACCGGGCACUGGAGGGCGCCAUCAUGCAGUUGCGGUCCUUUGGAGAUGUAGAUGACUCCAAAAUCUCCAGAGCACAGGUUCGGGGCCGUGACAUCCUCAAGUUCAGUCCUCUGGUCACCGACGCCUACUUCCACUACACCCCGAGUCAGAUCAUGCUCGCAACAUUAUCAAUGGCAGACCACGACUUGUUCGAGCGCUUGAUCCUGGCCAUGUUCCCUCAUCAACCGAAUGGAGACUUGAACUCACAAAAGGCCGAGGUACUGACCCAGGCUAUUAAAGAAAAGACGGUGUCUACGGUCAUAGCCUGCAAGGAGAUGCUCAGCCAAGAGCCUCCGGAGCGAUUUACCAACUUUUGGGGGACGCCCCUCAUCCGGAAGCUCAAGAAAUGCAGAGACCCAGACAGGUUUGACCUCAUCGGCUUGCACAAAAAGAGGCUGGAGUUCAAGGAGAACGAGAAGAAGCCGUCCAAGGGUGCGGUAGAGGACGACGGGGCCGUCUUCAGCGGCAGCAAUGGUGCAGGCAAGGGUGACGCAGACCGCGACGCCAAGAGACGAAAGGUUGCUGAGGAUCCUUUCGGACCGCCUUUGUAG
Messenger RNA from Diaporthe citri, 1227 nucleotides. RefSeq lists its product as uncharacterized. Gene Ontology annotation, molecular function: cyclin-dependent protein serine/threonine kinase regulator activity. NCBI's taxonomy places the organism in Eukaryota, Fungi, Ascomycota, Sordariomycetes, Diaporthales, Diaporthaceae. Gene Ontology annotation, cellular component: nucleus; transcription factor TFIIK complex. The coding region runs from base 1 to 1227 and encodes 408 amino acids. Gene Ontology annotation, biological process: regulation of transcription by RNA polymerase II; regulation of cyclin-dependent protein serine/threonine kinase activity. The transcript is spliced from 3 exons. The record is from RefSeq and is a predicted model, not a curated record.